CGCCGCGGCUUAGGUGGCCCUGCCAUGGCUCCUCCGGCCGCGGCUGCCGGCCGGGGCGCGGGACCCUGCGGAGGGCGUUGAGCCCCCGGGCCGGGGGUGCGCACAGGUGCGCGGCCGUCGAGACGCCCACGGGGAGAGCGCGGGGCACCAUGCGUCCCCGCCCGCUGCUGUUGCCGUUGCUGCUGCUGCUCGCCUGCGCUGCGCACACCGUGGGUGCCCUCCCCCGACUGUGUGAUGUGCUCCAGGUGCUUCGGGAGGAACGGGACCAGUGCCUGCAGGAACUCUCCAAAGAGAAGCCGGGAGACCCGGGUGUGGAGCAGCCGGCCCCAGGUUGUGAGGGGCUGUGGGACAACAUGAGCUGCUGGCCCUCCUCUGCCCUGGGACAGACUGUGGAAGUGGGGUGCCCACAAUUCCUCCGGAUGCUCACAGGCAGAAACGGCUCCGUGUUUCGAAACUGCACAGAGGACGGCUGGUCAGAAGCCUUCCCUAGGCCUGACCUGGCCUGUGGGGUUAAUGUGAACGACUCAUCCAACGAGAAGCGGCAUGAGUACCUGCUGAAGCUGAAGGUCAUGUACACCGUGGGCUAUAGCUCCUCCCUGGUGAUGCUCCUGGUUGCCCUCAGCGUCCUCUGUGCUUUCCGGAGGCUCCACUGCACCCGCAACUACAUCCACAUGCACCUGUUUGUGUCCUUCAUCCUGCGUGCCCUGUCCAACUUCAUCAAGGACGCGGUCCUCUUCUCUUCGGACGAUGUCGCUCACUGUGAUGCCCACAGGGUGGGCUGUAAGCUGGUCAUGGCUUUCUUCCAGUACUGCAUCAUGGCCAACUAUGCCUGGCUGCUGGUGGAAGGCCUCUACCUUCACACGCUCCUCGUCAUCUCCUUCUUCUCAGAAAAGAAGUGCCUCCAGGGAUUUGUUGCCCUCGGAUGGGGUUCCCCAGCUGUCUUUGUUGCUUCGUGGGCCAUCAGCAGGCACUUUCUGGAAGAUGUUGGGUGCUGGGACAUCAACGCCAACGCGUCCAUCUGGUGGGUCAUUCGAGGGCCUGUGAUCCUCUCCAUCCUGAUUAAUUUCAUCCUUUUUAUAAACAUCCUAAGAAUCCUGAUGAGAAAACUGAGAACCCAAGAGACAAGAGGAAAUGAAGCGAACCAUUAUAAGCGCCUGGCCAAGUCUACCCUCCUGCUGAUCCCCCUCUUCGGAGUCCACUACAUCAUCUUCGCCUUCUCCCCAGAAGAUGCCAUGGAGGUCCAGCUGUUCUUUGAAUUGGCCCUUGGCUCGUUCCAGGGCCUGGUGGUGGCCGUCCUGUACUGCUUCCUCAAUGGGGAGGUGCAGCUGGAGGUUCAGAAGAAGUGGCGGCAGUGGCACGUCCGUGAGUUUCUACUGCGCCCCGUGGCCCUCAACUCCACCUUCAGCAAUGGUACCAGCGGCCUCACCCACAGCACCAAGGCCAGCACCUCAGAGCAGAGCGGGGGCACCUGCAGGGCCAGUGUCAUCUGAGAGGCUGCAGCAGGGCCACGCACGGGACAGAGACCAAGAUGGGUCACGAGAAGGCUAGACAUUGCUGCAGGACAGUCCGUAUCGGUCUUCUCAGCAGACAUCAUAGGCUUUUCUCCUGUGACCAAGAACUCCCCUCCUCUGGGCCUCGGGUUGGGGAGGGGGCUGUGGUGAGAAUUCCUCAGAACUGAUCAAAGCACAGGCACCGUGGGGCAGGACGAGGGCCUGGGAUUUGGGUCUGUUGUGUUAUGCGAAGGGCA
Messenger RNA from Prionailurus viverrinus (fishing cat), 1747 nucleotides. RefSeq names its product secretin receptor (gene SCTR). The record is from RefSeq and is a predicted model, not a curated record. The transcript is spliced from 13 exons. Bases 150 to 1490 code for a protein of 446 amino acids. Gene Ontology annotation, cellular component: plasma membrane. Gene Ontology annotation, biological process: brain development; cell surface receptor signaling pathway; adenylate cyclase-modulating G protein-coupled receptor signaling pathway. NCBI's taxonomy places the organism in Eukaryota, Metazoa, Chordata, Mammalia, Carnivora, Felidae. Gene Ontology annotation, molecular function: G protein-coupled peptide receptor activity; peptide hormone binding; secretin receptor activity.